This is a messenger RNA of Capra hircus (goat), 3037 nucleotides long. RefSeq names its product leucine rich repeat containing 24 (gene LRRC24). Gene Ontology annotation, molecular function: protein binding. Lineage: Eukaryota; Metazoa; Chordata; Mammalia; Artiodactyla; Bovidae. The transcript has 4 exons. Bases 1211 to 2935 code for a protein of 574 amino acids. The record is from RefSeq and is a predicted model, not a curated record.
UCAGAGCAGAGACCAUUUGAAGUGGAGGCUAGCUGAUGGCACACCUCAGCCCCACCAUCCAACUGGACUCAUUGUGCUUUGAACUGGACUCGUUGUGCCUUGAAGGAGACUCAGGUCUUCUCUUUCUAGGAUCACAGCUGCAUGUGUAUAAACCCCAAAACAAAACACUACACACUCCUUCAAAGUCCAGGAGAUCUCUGAGCACAGAACCUACUUGGCAAACUACACUAGAAAUUCAGUUGGUGACCCAAGGUUCCUUCUUUCACAGCCCAGUCAUCCCAAGGACCCACCUACCCCCAAAGAUGGAUGCAUCUUUCUAGGAGUCAGCAUGGAGAACACAGGCCCCACAGCUGAACUGGCUUUCCUAUUUGCCUCAUCCUCCAAUCCCCUAGCAAGUUCCCUGAGAAAAAGCUCUAAUUGUAGCUAAGCUGUUCUACCCACUCCCACCCCAAGUAGGGCAGGACCAGAGCCUGGACAAAAGUAUGCCUCCAUUUUCCUGGGGCUGCUGCUCCCCCCACCCCCCUGCCCCUGCCCCCCGCGGAGACCAGUUGUGCCGGUGUCCUCAAGUCACAACAGGAAAAUCCGAGUGUUAGGGACACAGCAUGAGUUCUAGGGAUAAAAAUGACAAGAGUAAAUUCUAGAUCAAAAUUAGGUGAGUACAAGGACAAACACUAGCAGCAGGGAGACUUGUGCCCUGUCCUGAGGUUAUGCAAAGGACCCCUGAUCUGGGCUCUGUAUCUUGAGGUCUCAUGCCAGUGCUCAAGAGUGAGUUCAUGCACACCAGGGGAUGUGUCUGCUCAGAGCCUUCCCUUCUAGUCCAUGCUUUGGUGACUGACCCUGAACUCUACCCACGGGUUCUCAAGCCCAUGGCAGCCUCUUGCACCUAAGCUCCAAGGAGUGGCUGGAUGUUGGGUUGUAGAGGGCACUUCAGUCCAUGUGUCCACGUGCAUGAGCAGGAAACCCUUCAGUACCAGGCAGAUGGGGGACAGGGAGAGAAAACUGUUGGGGUGGCAUAGGCUUCCCUCCUGCGGCCUGUGUGUGUGUGGCGAGACUCUGAAGACGAGAAAUUCUAAAUUGAAACCUGAUGCUCCAGAUCUUUGGCUUUUUUUAAAAAAAGCUUUUUACAAAGGAAGGCAAUGAAAUUUUAUUUUACUACGUUCUUAAACCUAUUUCAAGCUUCAAAACUCAGACACCGUUUGUGCCUCCAUUCAUGCUUUUCCUUGGCUCUCAAAUGUUAGGGACAGGCCUGCCAACCUGUGUUUCAGGAGUUGCAUCCCAUCGGGGCCAGACUGUAGAGAGGCUGCUGGAAAGGCUGCAGGUUUGUGGCCUGCAGCCGGUCCCGCGGGAGAUGGCCCCAGGGGCGCCUGCACUGCUGCUAUUGUCGCUGCUGUCACUGCCGGGUCUCCCGCCUCGCGCUGCCGCCUGCCCCGCCGCCUGCCGCUGCUACAGCGCCACGGUGGAGUGCGGUGCUCUGCGACUGCGCGUGGUCCCUCCUGGAAUCCCACCCGGGACGCAGACGCUGUUCCUGCAGGACAAUAGCAUCGCGCGCUUGGAGCCGGGCAUCCUGGCGCCCCUUGCCUCCCUGCGCCAUCUCUACCUGCACAACAACAGCCUACACGCCCUGGAGUCGGGCGCCUUCCGCGCGCAGUCGCGCCUGCUGGAACUGGCGCUCACUGGCAACCGGCUGCGCGGCUUGCGCGUCGGCGCUUUCGCAGGCCUGGCCCAACUGCGCGUGCUCUACCUAGCUGGGAACCAGCUGGUACAGCUGCUGGAUUUCACUUUCCUACACUUGCAGCGACUGCAGGAGCUACACCUGCAGGACAACAGCAUUGAGCUGCUGGAGGACCAGGCUCUGGCUGGGCUCUCCUCAUUGGCACUGCUGGACCUCAGCAGGAACCAGCUGGGCACCAUCAGCCGGGAGACCCUGCAGCCACUGGCCAGCCUGCAGGUCCUGCGCCUCACAGGCUGUGUUCCAGAGCUAUCCCUGAGCUACAUGCCUGCUGCUGCUCCGCCUACAGAGAACCCAUGGCGCUGUGACUGUGCCCUGCACUGGCUGGGAGCCUGGAUCAAGGAGGGAGGCCAGCGCCUGCUCAGCUCCAGGGACAAGAAGAUCCUGUGUGCAGAGCCCCCGCGCCUGGCACUUCAGAGUCUUCUGGAAGUAUCUGGAAGUAGCCUCAUCUGCAUCCCACCGUCUGUGCACGUGGAGCCGCUGGAGGUGACAGCCAACCUGGGUGAGGACCUGCGGGUGGCCUGCCAGGCUUCAGGCUACCCGCAGCCCCUGGUGACCUGGAGAAAGGUGGCGCAGCCUCGCGAGGGUGCGCCGCGCGCCCAGGCCCAGCCGGAAGUUGGGUGGCGGGGCCCAGGAGGUCUCGGGGCCUCCGACACCGGCAGCGGCAUGCUCUUCCUCACCAACAUCACCCUGGCCCACGCCGGAAAGUACGAGUGUGAGGCCUCCAACGCCGGCGGCGCCGCCCGCGUUCCCUUCCAGCUCUUGGUCAACGUGUCCCGGCAGCAGCCGCUAGCGCCCGCGCCGCCCCCGGCCGGCGGCCCAGUCAGCCAUGAGCCCCUGCCCGAGACGGGCAGCAUGGCCUUCCGUGCCCUUGGCCUGGCCACACAGACGGCCAUCGCGGCUGCCAUCGCGCUCCUGGCGCUCACGGCUCUGUUACUGGCGACCAUGAUCUGCCGCCGGCGGCGCAGGCGUAAAAAGGCGCCGGGGCCUUCAGGGGAGGGAGCGCUCUUCGUCAACGACUACUCAGACGGGCCCUGCACCUUCGCGCAGCUCGAGGAGCUCCGCGACGAGCGGGGCCACGAGAUGUUCGUCAUCGACCGCUCCAAGCCGCUCUUCGCCGAGAGCGCGGCGGAAGCGGCCGAAGCGCCUGGAGUCGCCCAGGGACUCCCAAUGCAGCCCCCCUCCGCCUACGAGAUCCACUGCUGAGGGGCGGGGCGCGGGCUGAUGACGUGGGUACCGCGGAUUGGCCGGCCCGACUCACCCGCGAAUGCCCCAGCGUGGUCAGUAAAGGGUGGAAGCUGCGCAGUG